Messenger RNA from Argiope bruennichi, 2560 nucleotides. Its product is annotated as innexin inx2-like. Gene Ontology annotation, molecular function: gap junction channel activity. Gene Ontology annotation, biological process: phototransduction. Gene Ontology annotation, cellular component: plasma membrane; gap junction. The record is from RefSeq and is a predicted model, not a curated record. NCBI's taxonomy places the organism in Eukaryota, Metazoa, Arthropoda, Arachnida, Araneae, Araneidae. The coding region runs from base 906 to 2021 and encodes 371 amino acids. The transcript has a single exon.
CACCCCUACUGCAUGCGUGACCGAUCGUUUGGUGUUGUGCUUUCCACUCGUACGCAUUAAUUCGGCAACAAACCCCUUUCUAUUCCACGCAACCUGCGACCUUGCUAUGACGCCCGACAAAGCCUACAUGGAUUGAGGCCGCUGCUGAUUGGCUUCUCUGUUGGAUACAAAGAACGGAACCCGUUCUUUUUUCCUCAGGUAGGGUAAUGGGAUAGGCAUUCAUAAGAAGAGAAGAACGUAGGCGGGUGUCUAUCGUUUUGGUGGAUUACUUUUUUUUCGCCGGGUGGCUUUACUCUGCAGGAUGUGGAUGGUGAUCACACAUGUGUUGUUUUUGCGGCGUUCAUCAUCGGAAGAAUUCUCCUGGAGUUUUUUGAAAAGUAUCUCGUUUUUCUGAAAAUUUAUUACUACAAACUUUGAAUGAUUAUUGUUUCUAAUUCACCGUCUGAAAUAGAGCAGCAAAAAGAGUGUUUUGGGUGUCAGUCAUGCCAAGAUCUUUUGUAAAAGAGUCAUCUCCUAUAAAAUUAACCGGUGCGUAUCAAAAGUUCGUUGACCUUCUAUUUUUAAGGCACUGAAAAGCUUCGACCAUUCGCUUCACUGAACAAUUUCAUAUUUAUUUUGCAACGUUAGAACAACUUUAUUUUUAUUGAGGUGCUCCUGAGUGAAACAAAACAAACGCAGGUUUGCGCUCAAAGAUUUACAGCCCAAGAUAGUGAGCCUGGAAAAUCAUUUUUUUAUUUACUGUGUUUUCGUGGACUACGACGCAUCGUAAAACUGUGAAUGUUUCAUUGUGAAGAAAACACUACUUCGUUCGGCUAAAAAUUUUUCAUUUGUUGUUGCUCACUUCCAGCCAAGACGUUACACCUGCUUUCAUCAGUUUGUGAUAAUACUGUGUAUUCUCGUGAAACAUGGAUAAACUAUUUCUUUCGGGAACUUUCAAAAACUUCAUCAAGCCUCGCAUAUUUGUAACUGACGGAACCACAUUUAGGUUGCAUUACCGACUGACAGCGCUGAUAUUGACUGUUUGUAGCAUACUCGUGUCUGCUACCCAGUUUUACGGUGAUCCUAUCCAAUGUAUACAAUCAGAUGAUGUGCCAAAAAAAAUUCUGGACACCUUUUGCUGGGUCGAGGGGACUUUUUCUUUACCCAAAGCUCUUCACAAAGAAGUAGGUGUUGAAGUAGUGUAUCCUGGUGUGGACCAGCGUGAUCCUGGCGAUGAAGCAGUGUACCAUGCUUACUAUCAGUGGGUCUGUUUCGUGCUGCUUUUCCAGGCUGCCUUGUUUUAUAUUCCCAGGUUAACUUGGCGAAGCUGGGAAGGUGGCCGAUUGAAGCAUUUGUUGCAACAACAAUUGAACAAACCAGUGUUAGGACACUGCGAGAGAAAACAGUGUUGUGAACAGUUAGUGAGAUAUUUCAGAGCCAAUAUGCGGCACCAUUCUUCGUAUGCUUUCAGAUAUUUAAUAUGUGAGGUGAUGAAUUUGAUAAAUGUCAUUGGCCAGAUCUACUUUGUGGAUUACUUCUUAGGUGGUGAGUUUACCACAUAUGGUAUGGAAGUUCUCCAUUUUACGGUGCGUCCCCAAGAAAACAGAACGGAUCCGAUGGUGAGAGUAUUCCCAAGACUGACCAAAUGCCUCUUCCAUCGCUAUGGUCCUUCUGGAGAUGUCCAGAAAUAUGACUCCCUUUGCCUUUUGCCACUCAACAUUGUAAACGAGAAAAUCUACGUACUCCUGUGGUUUUGGUUUAUCAUACUGGCAGUUUGCUCUGCCAUUUCAGCUCUGUACAAAGUUCUGCUACUCAGUUCUCGAACGGCGCGAUUCUAUGCUUUACGAUCUAUUGCCAGAUUGACGCCAAAAGAUCAUGUAGAUAGAAUUGUAAGAAAAACCUCUUACGGAGAUUGGUUUAUCUUUUUCUUAUUAGCAAAAAACAUGGAAGUCCUCAAUUUCAGAAAUCUUCUUGCUGAUCUUCAUAAAGAUUUAGAGAUGCCUUUACUCAAUAAUGAUGGCACUGCCACUAGCAGUGCUUGAAUAAUGAUGGUACUGCAACCAUCAGUGCCUGAAAUAGGACGAGAUUAAGCAUAUUAAACUUUAGAAUUUCUUAUUUUAAAAACUUUCAGUUACAUCUAUCACCAUUAUUAAUACGACUGUGAAUAAUUUCAUUUGCUUGAAUCUGUGAACAUUUUUUUAUAACUAGAUGCAAAUGAUGACAUACUUAAAUGAAGACUGUGAUCAUAUUUAUGUGGUAUGAAUGUUUUCAUAAUAUAUUUUACUGUGGGAUUUUCUGUUGAAUAGAAAAGUAAAAUAAUAGUUUGUCAAAAACUAUUUAAAAUUUUAAAAAGGGCCGCAUUUUACUUAGAUUGUCAAAAUAACUUGAUAAUUUACAAGAAUAGGUUUUAGUUUUUACAUGAUUUUAUCGUGAUUUUCAGUGUGGAGUUUCUUUUAAAUACUUAUUUAUAUGUGCUGAUGUUUAAAUUAGGCUUAAAAAUAAAUAAUUUCAUCAUUAGUUUUCAUAAACAUGUAUUCAUAACAAGUAGAAUCAUUGUAUCAUAAAAACAAUGUUUAUAUAA